Messenger RNA from Patiria miniata (bat star), 2338 nucleotides. Its product is annotated as carbohydrate sulfotransferase 11-like. Bases 598 to 1803 code for a protein of 401 amino acids. NCBI's taxonomy places the organism in Eukaryota, Metazoa, Echinodermata, Asteroidea, Valvatida, Asterinidae. The record is from RefSeq and is a predicted model, not a curated record. The transcript is spliced from 4 exons. Gene Ontology annotation, biological process: carbohydrate biosynthetic process. Gene Ontology annotation, cellular component: membrane. Gene Ontology annotation, molecular function: sulfotransferase activity.
ACUUAUAAUAGGUUGUGCUUCGACUUUAUCGAUCAUGUCCGAUGUUUGUGUGGAAAAAAAUAAAGCUGGCAAGAGCAGAUCAACUGUACGUAUACUUACUGCAUUGUUAUUCACAAUGGAGCUUAUGUAAUUCUUGUUUGAAGAAAGCCCGUGCUGACGUGUACAUUAAUCAGCAACUCAGGGUACCGUGGCACGGUGAACACAAUACAUGUACAUGUACUACCAGUAGCCCAUCGUACAAAAGGAAGCAGAGCCAGCUAAUGUAUACGUGCUCCUAUCCUCCGCGCAAUCGGGCGCCGUGCAAGUAAAUGAUUGAUGCUGGUAUUGGGAUAUACUUUAAGCUCCGUGCUUGCUGGACGGAUGAUGACUUCAAGUUUUCUUCGAGUUUCUCGGACGGUGAAGUGCUCAAGAUACACACAAGGAAUGUGCCUUGAUUGACUUGAAGGAGACUUCGGAAAGACUAGCGAGUGAAAAUCGACGGCUGUUUCCUGGGUGCAGCAUCAUCCACCGACGACUGUUGCAUUCACUACUGGUGCUUGCAGCAGGUGGCACCACACCACACCGGGACGCAAAUCUACUGGGGGUUUGCGGCUCAACAUGUCAGCACGGAGAAUCAUCAGAGCCACCAAAAAGCGUAUUACUGUGGGACUCUUGAUUGUGUUAGCGACCCUGUACGCUAGCUUUGUGGUGUUCGGGCGGGGCUUUGUUCUCAGCAAAACAGAUACGUUGUUGAAGAGAGUGUACACGGACGAUGUGUUGGAUGUUAGGAACGAGGUUGUUGCACCCCCGGACACGAGACUGCCAGUGUCACAUGGGCACACAUUACGUAAUCACUCAUCAGAGAUCCAGAAUGCUUCGCGGGUCAACACUAGCGCUGUUAACAACCAAAGUAAAGAAAUAAUGCAGGAUAAGACAGAAACGAAUCAACAAGAGGAAGAUGCUGAAUUCCUUCAGCGCAUGGCGGAUGUGCAGAAGGCUCGCCACGACCUGAUCCGCAAACGAUGCGCCGACACUUACAACAUCACCGAACAAGUGGAUUUCAGAAGGGACCGCGCUAAAAUCCUGUCCUGGAAGAAGUUGUACGAGCACGCUUACGCCAACGAUGACUUCAAGUUCAUCAUCUGCCGGGUGCUGAAAGUCGGCUCCUUCAGCUGGCGUAAAGUCAUCAGGUCGUUGUGGGAAAAGGGGAGUCCGGCUUUCAAGAGGAAACAGAAAAUGGGCGACUACGCGAUGCGAGAAUACGACGACGAGACGUUUCUAACGGAGCUGGAAAAUUACACCAAGGUCUUGUACGUGCGGGAGCCGUUCGCGCGGCUACUGUCCGGCUACAGGGACAAGUACGUCGAGCUGCGUCACUUCCCGUACUACAAGCCCAUUGGCUCCAAGAUCAUUCAAGCCUACCGAAAGGGCGCCACCAAGAGUCAGAUUAACAGCGGCAAGCCCACAUUUGAAGAGUUCGUCCGAUGGCUGGUCAAGGACCCAGACAACCGCGAGGGGGAUUACCACUGGAGGCCGCUCUUCGACUGGUACCACCCGUGCGAGAUGCAAUACGAUUACAUUGGGAAGUUAGAAACUGCUGGCGAAGAUGCGAAGUACAUUUUCAAAAUGCUUGGUAUCGAUAAGUUGGAAACCUACCCCUCCACAGAAACACAUCAUAAAUUUAGCUCCACUAAGGACAUUCUCAAGCAGUACUACUCUCAGAUCUCGCCAGAACUUUUACCAAAAAUCGUUUAUCGGUACAGAGAGGAAUUCGUGUUGUACAAUUACACUGUUCCGGAAACACUUAGCGAUAUUUGGUCUUAACUGUAAAAGCUUCCUUGGAAUAUGACAAACUUUAUCUUUUAACUUUUUGAAUCCUAAGGCUUACUCUUCGUGAACCUAUUGCCUGAGGUGAUAGUUUAUGAACAUCUUGUUGAAUUUUUGCUUUGUUGUUGUUGAUGCCGUAUUGAUGUCUCACAGAUUUUAAGAAAAACAAAAAUCUCAGUCAACUCAUUUUUAAGGAGAGUGUGGCACCCUUACAAAAUGUUUUUUUGGGUAAAUAAUUGAUCAUUAACAUUACAAAAUGGUAUGAACUUUCCACUAAGACUUUCAACGAGAAAUCGGUCCACGCUAAUUAUGAAUUUGUUUCAGCUUAUGCGCUCAGUGCGCGAACAAGACAGGGCGUUUUGACCACAAUGUCUCCCCCACCCCACCCGUGGUCUCCCACAACUCUCUCUUUCUUACCGAUGAGGGGGUAUUUGUGCACGGUAGGCCUACCAAGUAAAUGCCUAAAUUUCCAUUUUAUUAUACGGGUCAGUAAUACUAAAGAAGUGUUGUAGACUCCCCCACCCCCCCCCCC